This is a messenger RNA of Capsella rubella, 1525 nucleotides long. Its product is annotated as ELMO domain-containing protein A. The transcript has 10 exons. Bases 327 to 1127 code for a protein of 266 amino acids. Lineage: Eukaryota; Viridiplantae; Streptophyta; Magnoliopsida; Brassicales; Brassicaceae. The record is from RefSeq and is a predicted model, not a curated record.
UUCCUUUUUUUUUUUUUUUUAGCUUAGAACCCAAAGAAGGAGAAAAAGGAAGAGAAACAAAUAGGAAACGAAACGGCCGAAUCUUCACAAAUUCCUUUAUCUCAUUUACAAACCAAAAAAAAAAAGGCUCAAUCGCCGCCCUAAGCUCCCGGCGACACUCGGUGUAGAUCUCGACAGCAGUGACGCCCCGAUUUCUUCGUCUCCGGCGAUUCCGAAAAGUUCUGAUUGAUCCGAUAUAAAUGUAUUGUGAUUGAAGAGAUUUGGCGAUUGAGGAGGUGAACGCAGCGGAACAAACGAGGAAGAGAGAGAGAGAGAGAGAGAGAGAGAUGGAUGAUAGGGGAGGCUCGUUCGUAGCAGUGAGGCGGAUUUCACAAGGUCUAGAACGGGGAAGCGUUUAUCAUUCUUCUUCUGCUGAAGUUGUUGCUGGAUCGGCUGCAUGGUUAGGCCGCGGCCUUUCCUGUGUUUGUGCUCAGGGAAGAGAUAGUGAUGCCCGUCCUUCAUUUGAUCUAACACCUGCUCAGGAGGAAUGCCUGCAGAGGUUGCAGAACCGCAUUGAUGUUGCCUAUGAAAGCUCAAUACCUCAGCAUCAGGAAGCUCUGAAGGAUCUUUGGAAACUUGCCUUCCCUGAAGAAGAGCUACACGGAAUUGUAUCUGAACAGUGGAAACAAAUGGGUUGGCAGGGAAAAGAUCCAUCAACAGAUUUUAGAGGUGGUGGUUUCAUAUCUCUUGAAAACUUGUUGUACUUCGCUAGGAAAUUCCCGAAAUCCUUCCAGGACCUUUUGUGGAAACAGGUAGGGGAUCGUUCUGUGUGGGAAUACCCCUUUGCUGUCGCUGGCAUUAAUAUUACAUUCAUGCUCAUCCAGAUGCUUGACCUAGAAGCAGUGAAACCACGAAGUAUUGUUGGGGAAACAUUUCUGAGAUUCCUUUCAGUGAACGAAUCUGCGUUUGACCUUCUUUAUUGCAUUGCCUUCAAGCUGAUGGAUCAGCAGUGGCUUUCCAUGCGUGCGUCAUACAUGGAGUUUAAUACUGUAAUGAAAUCUACAAGGCGGCAACUGGAGAGAGAGAUUAUGAUUAAAGACAUUACACGUCUUGAAGAGUUGCCAUCAUACAGUCUUCUCAGUCAAUAGGAAAUAGCUUACUAAAGACUACCUUGUAAGUAAAAAAAUCUAACACCUCAAAAACACUAUAUCAAUGCCUAAAACAACAACUGAGCAAACAAGCACAACGAUGACAAGCCUAAAACAACAACUGAGCAAACAAGCAAAAAGAAGACAAGGCUUGUCUCUCUCUCCCUCUCUCGCUCUGUCUUUCUCUCUCUCAUCACUUCAUCUUCCUCCUGUUUUGGUUUCUGCGAUUUUUCCUCUAUAUUAGUGUUGGUUUCAAGAAAUAUGGGACAUUGGUUGUUAUUUCUUUGAGACCAGGUUUAGAUUUUGUUUUGUAUGGGGUCUGGUUUCUAACUUGUGGUGCUUGCAAAACGUUGUUGGUUCUUGUUUGGGCUAAUAAUCAUUUGGUAACAUUGUCAGUA